UUUUCUCAGCUUCUCUAAGCUCCAAGCAGAUUUCGGAUUUUAUUUGAAGUCUGUACUGCUGUGAGUGCUUUAAACCCUGACUUGGAAGGACCUUCACCUUGAAGGAGACUUGUGAGCAGUCUCCUGCCCUGUGUAUGUGUCAUAGAACAUCAGAACCGGAAGGCAACAUUUGAACCCAGGCUUUCUGACUCCAAAUCUGAUGCUGCUGCUGCUACUGCAUCUCCUUCUUCCCUUGGGUUCUGAUGGGGCCCAGAACUCCAACACAACCUCGGAAGGCUGCCAAAUCAUACACCCACCAUGGGAAGGGGGGAUCCGCUACAGGGGCCUGACCCGAGAUCAGGUUCGGGCAAUCAACUUCCUGCCCGUUGACUAUGAGAUUGAGUAUGUGUGCCGGGGGGAUCGUGAGGUUGUGGGUCCCAAGGUUCGAAAAUGUCUCUCCAAUGGUUCUUGGACAGAUAUGGACAUGCCAAGCCGGUGUGUACGUACCUGUUCCAAGUCUUAUCUGACACUGGACAAUGGCACAGCUUUCCUCAGGGGAGGGAACCGUCCAGCCCUGGAUGGUGCCUGGGUGGAUUUCAGAUGUGACCCUGGUUUCCAUCUAGUGGGCAGUUCCCGAAGCAUCUGUGCCCGGGGACAGUGGGACACCCCGAAGCCCUCCUGCCAGGUGAAGAGAACCACAUACACAGCCCCCUCCUCAGGCCGGCGCGCCGUCUAUAUCGGGGCGCUGUUCCCCAUGAGCGGGGGCUGGCCCGGGGGCCAGGCCUGCCAGCCGGCGGUGGAGAUGGCGCUGGAGGACGUGAACAGCCGCAGGGACAUCCUGCCCGACUACGAGCUCAAGCUCAUCCACCACGACAGCAAGUGUGAUCCCGGACAAGCCACCAAGUACCUAUAUGAGCUGCUCUACAACGAUCCCAUCAAGAUCAUCCUCUUGCCAGGCUGCAGCUCUGUCUCCACCCUUGUAGCAGAGGCUGCCAGGAUGUGGAACCUCAUUGUGCUUUCUUAUGGUUCGAGCUCACCAGCCCUCUCAAACCGGCAGCGUUUUCCCACUUUCUUUCGAACGCAUCCAUCAGCUACCCUCCAUAAUCCUACCCGGGUGAAGCUCUUUGAAAAGUGGGGUUGGAAGAAGAUUGCCACCAUUCAGCAGACGACUGAGGUCUUCACUUCGACUUUGGAUGAUCUGGAGGAACGUGUGAAGGAAGCAGGAAUUGAGAUUACUUUUCGUCAGAGCUUCUUUUCUGAUCCAGCUGUGCCGGUCAAGAAUCUUAAGCGCCAGGAUGCUCGCAUCAUCGUGGGACUUUUCUAUGAAACUGAAGCUCGUAAAGUUUUCUGUGAGGUUUACAAGGAACGUCUCUUUGGAAAGAAGUAUGUCUGGUUCCUCAUUGGCUGGUAUGCCGAUAACUGGUUCAGAACCCCGGACCCAGCCAUCAACUGCACUGAGCAGGAGAUGGCAGAAGCAGUAGAGGGACACGUCACCACAGAGAUUGUUAUGCUAAACCCGGAGAAUACUCGUGGUAUCUCUAACAUGACAUCCCAGGAGUUUGUGCAAAAGCUGACCCAGCGGCUGGGGAGCAAGAAAGCUGAGGAGACUGGUGGCUUUCAGGAGGCGCCGCUGGCUUAUGAUGCCAUCUGGGCUUUGGCUUUGGCAUUGAACAAGACGUCAGGGGGCGGCGGGGUACAUUCGAGUGGUGGCGUGCGACUGGAGGACUUCAACUAUAACAACCAGACCAUUACAGACCAGAUCUACCGCGCGAUGAACUCUUCCUCCUUUGAAGGAGUCUCUGGCCAUGUGGUAUUUGAUGCUAGUGGUUCUAGGAUGGCUCGGACUCUCAUUGAACAGCUGCAGGGUGGAAAAUAUAUGCAGAUUGGCUACUAUGACAGCACCAAGGAUGACCUCCACUGGCUGGGUGCUGACAAGUGGAUUGGAGGGUCCCCCCCAGCUGACCAAACCGUGGUCAUCAUGACAUUCCGGUAUCUAUCCCAGAAGCUCUUUAUCUCAGUCUCAGUACUGUCCAGUUUGGGCAUCGUGCUGGCCAUCGUUUGUCUGUCCUUUAACAUCUACAACUCUCAUGUCCGGUAUAUCCAGAACUCACAGCCAAACUUGAACAAUCUGACUGCUGUGGGCUGCUCCUUGGCUCUAGCUGCUGUUUUCCCACUUGGGCUGGAUGGCUACCACAUUAGGCAAGGCCACUUCCCCUUUGUUUGUCAGGCCCGACUCUGGCUUUUAGGCCUGGGUUUCAGUCUGGGGUAUGGCUCCAUGUUCACUAAGAUCUGGUGGGUCCACACAGUAUUCACAAAGAAGGAAGAAAAAAAGGAAAGAAGGAAGACUCUAGAAUCCUGGAAACUUUAUGCUACAGUGGGGCUGCUGGUGGGACUGGAUGUUUUCACGUUGAUUAUUUGGCAGAUUGUGGAUCCUUUACAUCGAACUAUUGAGUCUUUCACCAAGGAGGAGCCAAAGCAAGAUAUUGAUAUCUCCAUUCUACCCCAGCUGGAGCACUGCAGCUCCAAGAAGAUGAAUACUUGGCUCGGUAUCUUCUAUGGGUAUAAGGGACUGUUGCUGCUGCUUGGGAUUUUCCUUGCCUAUGAGACCAAGAGCGUCUCCACUGAGAAAAUCAAUGACCACCGUGCUGUUGGCAUGGCAAUCUACAAUGUGGCGGUCCUGUGUCUCAUCACUGCCCCAGUCACUAUGAUCCUGUCCAGUCAACAGGAUGCUGCUUUUGCCUUUGCUUCUCUUGCCAUUGUAUUUUCCUCCUACAUUACCCUAGUCGUGCUUUUUGUGCCCAAGAUGCGGAGGCUGAUCACCAGAGGAGAGUGGCAGUCUGAGGCCCAAGACACCAUGAAGACAGGUUCAUCUACUAAUAACAAUGAGGAAGAGAAAUCACGACUCCUAGAGAAAGAGAAUCGGGAGCUAGAGAAGAUUAUUGCUGAGAAAGAGGAACGUGUCUCUGAACUUCGCCAUCAGCUCCAGUCUCGGCAGCAGCUCCGUUCACGGCGUCAUCCCCCAACGCCCCCAGACCCUUCAGGGGGCCUUCCUUGUGGUACCUCUGAGCCACCUGACCGGCUCAGCUGUGAUGGGAGCCGAGUCCAUUUGCUCUAUAAGUGAGGGAAUGGAAAUGAUGGGAAGGGAAGUAGAUAAGGGCUUUUUUUUGGGGAAGGGAGAGGAGUGG
This is a messenger RNA of Trichosurus vulpecula (common brushtail), 3164 nucleotides long. It is a transcript of the gene GABBR1, whose product is annotated as gamma-aminobutyric acid type B receptor subunit 1. The coding region runs from base 200 to 3100 and encodes 966 amino acids. The record is from RefSeq and is a predicted model, not a curated record. Gene Ontology annotation, cellular component: G protein-coupled receptor heterodimeric complex; membrane. NCBI's taxonomy places the organism in Eukaryota, Metazoa, Chordata, Mammalia, Diprotodontia, Phalangeridae. The transcript is spliced from 24 exons. Gene Ontology annotation, biological process: gamma-aminobutyric acid signaling pathway; G protein-coupled receptor signaling pathway. Gene Ontology annotation, molecular function: G protein-coupled GABA receptor activity.